Pocillopora damicornis (cauliflower coral) is the source of this 1096-nucleotide messenger RNA. RefSeq lists its product as uncharacterized. Gene Ontology annotation, cellular component: trans-Golgi network. The record is from RefSeq and is a predicted model, not a curated record. Lineage: Eukaryota; Metazoa; Cnidaria; Anthozoa; Scleractinia; Pocilloporidae.
AAAUGCUGCAUAUUUACAAAUUAAGUUAUAUUCGAUCAUUAGUAGAAGCUUUUGUUUCACUCCACGAGCCAAUGAGUCACGUUCCCUUUUAACAAGAGAAUCGGGGUGCUGUAUCAAGAAACAGGCCUCAAUAAGCUUGUGUGCUUCCAUAAGCUAUUCAUGGGAAUCUCCAGGAGAAGAUGAGUGUUGAUUACUUCUGAAAGUUGAAGGUUGAAGAUGCAGCUUAGCUAAAGCUUACUUCAUUGUUAAUUAUUUCUCUGAGAGGGAGCGUUGUUUCAAGAUUGACGUUGAUUAAGAAAGUAACUUUUUGGAAUAUGACUUAGAAAUAAUCAAUUUCAGUCAUACAGGUCAAUUGAUAGUUAUCUUAGAAUUUCGUAUACAAUUUUUUGACAUGAAUUUCCGAUACCUUGAGUUUCCUCAAUUUGUCGGUCAAUUUCUUCAACAAAUUUGAGUUUUUUGGUCGUUAAAACCUUUCCAUAAAAGCGUAUUUUGUUCCCUUGUCAGAGAGGGCACUAUGAAUAGACACUGGUAGGAUGUGUGAACGUGCCAGAAAUAUUUUCUUUUCCUUCUUAGGGACAGCUCAGAAAUGCAUAGCUUGAGCUUAGUCGUGUGUUUCAUAACUAUACUGACUUCAUCAGCAUGCCAAGUAACAGAUGAGGCAGAGAAGACAUCAGAACCUGCUACGUGUAUUUACAAGGGCUACGAAGAUGAAGUAUACGACCUUACAAGUUUGGCAAACACCAAUGAGAGGCCUAGAUUUUGCACAGAAGACUCCAUGGGUUAUAGCAUCAGCUAUAAUCCAUGCUUCCCUUUCAAAAUUGGACCGAGUAAGAAAACAAACCCGUGUCACUCUGGUGUGGCGCAACUCAUUAACUUGUUUCAGAUUUGUCGAUGGGUUGAUGGUCAUGAUGAUGCGUACGUUAAUAUUGGUAGUCAGAGGUCGGCGCUUUUCAAUGGGGGAGGCAAACACCCAAAGAUACAUUAUCAUCAUUCGUCCAGUGGUACUAACUGGAAAUCCACUGUAUCACUGGUGUGCAAUUCAUCUGAUGACAAAGGCCAUUUCAGAGUUGUGACGGAUCAAAGCGCUGAUCAUGUU